This is a messenger RNA of Culex pipiens pallens (northern house mosquito), 6317 nucleotides long. RefSeq lists its product as uncharacterized. NCBI's taxonomy places the organism in Eukaryota, Metazoa, Arthropoda, Insecta, Diptera, Culicidae. The transcript has 4 exons. The record is from RefSeq and is a predicted model, not a curated record. The coding region runs from base 1479 to 3473 and encodes 664 amino acids.
CUUUCAACUCAUCUGCUCAGCUGCUGACGGUUCAAGUUCCUCCAGCUCACGGUUCUACCCGGACAACCUUGUGACGCCUGGACCCCGGUUAGGACGCCUGGACUGCUUUGAUUCUGCGUUACGGUUGUCGAUCAAGGUUGGAAUAUCUAUAAGCUUUUAAAGAAUGUACGUAACCAUUUUGUUUCUUUCUUUUCAUGGUUUUCCAAGGUUUCCUGAUAGUGUUAUCACACCGGAGCAAGAUGGAGGCUUUUUUUUGGGAAGCCGUUCAGCGAAAGAUCGGACAAGUAAGCGACGCUGUUCAGUCAAUCAUUAAACUGCAGAAGCUUUGCGGCAGCAGCGCACUUGGCCUAAUCGAUGCUGGCGAUAUCCCAGAAAUGGUAGACGAUUCGAAAACCAGACUCGCCAGGAUGAGCGAAGAGGAAAUCAUCAAAAUGUUCGGCAAACCUUUGUCGCCGGAUGACAUUUUACUGACGAUUGGCGAAAAAAAAGUUAUAAUACUGCUUUCGCAAACCAUUCGUGAGGAAGGGAUUGCUCGAUUCCUUCCUCCUGCGCAAUCGUCGAAUUCGGUGGCAGAAGUGACUCAACCGAUCAACGAAAAUGAUUUUGCAAAUCAUUCUUCGAGUUUGUUGGCUCGGAUUCGAGGGGAGUACUUGGAGACGUAAGUUUAAUUGAUAAAAUUUUCAGAAAAUAAAUUACCGAAAUGGUAUCACCGAACAGGACACCCGACUACAUGACGACAACGUUUCUUGCAAAAAUGCAAGUAGUUUCAAUUCGCAGACGUUCAGCGGGAUGUUUGGAGGCUGCAGUAAAGUGCCCGUUCUGCGCCCGAACUGUUGGCUCUCUUAAAAUCGGCACUCACUCUUGGACCAAGCACAACAUUUGCCGUCACAUUAACCAGCAUGCGAAGAAGGGUAUUACAAACAUCAACAAAAAAAAACAGGCCAAAAACGUUCAGCGGAUGGUAGCUUGAUUGCAAGUGAUCCUAAAGAGCCGAACGAGCAGUCGGUGCAGUCGUGUUCGGGUGAUGAUGACCCGCUGGUGCAUGACAACAGCAACAUACAAAUGGAUAUACCCACAACGUCUGGCACAUCGCAGCUGAUAAUUGAACCCGUUGAGCCAGAGGCUUCAUUCUCAGGUGAAGAACACCUGGCGGAUGAACAAAACGUAAGCAAGGAGUCAUAACUGUACACUAGCGUCCUUUCACAUGAGAGGCGGAGUUAAGCGAGUGUCGGCGAAGUCUGAGUGUUAAAAUAUUCGAUUACACAUUUUACAAUCAUUCAGUUAUCGUUGGGACCAUUCAUAAAUCACGUAGACACUUUUUGAAAUCAUGGAUGGGUUCAUGGAUGGACCCCUAAUCGCCAAGCAUGUUAAAAAAAUGAUGGGAAGCGUUGUAUUUAUAAAUUUCAUUAUUUUUGUCACCAGGUGAAAAUGUUGAGAAGCCACUGACAGACUCCGCACUGUUGGAUUUAUUGGUCGACAUGCAUCACCGAGUGAAAGAUCAAAAUAAGUUUGCCCGAAAAUACUCGGAUAUCGAGAAGGACAUUUGCACUUAUGAUUAUCUAACUGGCGGUAACAAUCACUACGACUACAUAAAGCGUAACAUCGGAACAAUGACUCUCAAGACAAUUCAGCGCCACAUGAGUAAAUACACCACCAACGUUGUUGAAGGGAUUAUUGAUGUCGAAGGUUUGAAAGCCUACCUUGAGGAAAACGGUUACCCGAUGGCAGUAUCGAUUUGUGAGGACGGAACAAGAUUAACCGCAGCAACGGAGUACAGCUAUACCGACGACAGUCUAACCGGCCUAGUUGCGCCCUUUGAUGAGAAUGGCAUGCCUGUACAAAAUUUGUUUAAAGCUACAACACCCCACAAAGUUAUGGAAGACGUGAAAAAUUACCCAACAGGCAACUAUGCUUACGUUAUGCUCGCCGUACCGCUUGUGGCUGGAGCGGCACCUUUUGUUCUGUAUUUUGCAUGUUCCGACAAUAAGUUUACACACGUGGAUGUUUUGAACCGGUGGGCAUACCUAGAGGAAGUCCUGAGUUCAGUCGGAAUUCGAAUCGUUUCGUAUAACGCUGACGGAGACCCUAGGCUCCUCAAAGCGAUGAACAUCCGCGCCUGCCUGGACCAGGAAAGACAACCAUCUCCUUUGGGUGGAUACUACAUUGUUAAUUCCAACUACGCACCUUAUGCACAAGAUGCUACGCAUGGGACAAACAAGUUCAGAAAUCGGCUACUUACAAAGGACCUGAUAAUUGGUGACUACACGAUCGGAAAAUGCCACUUAACCACGCUGAUCAAAAAGUACAAGAAAUUCCAACACGGUCUAACUUGGUCGGACAUCAAUUUGAAGGACAAAAUGAAAUACGCGCCCACGCUCAAACUGAUCAAGCAAUCACUGAUAGACUUCUUGGUGGCCAAUGUCGAGGGAAGCUUGGGAACCGCAAUUUUCCUAAAACUCAUGCAACUUAUGCACCGUUCCUUCAUUGAGGAGAACAUCGAACCACUUCAAAGAAUUUAUUACAUUUGGACUGUUAACUUCUUCGUCAGAGCAUGGAGAAACUGGAUUGGACUAAAUCGCAAGCGUGGCUUAACUUACGAUCAAUACGUGACCACUAACGCAUACAAUUGCGUGGAGUUGAAUGCGCAUGCGCUAAUUGCUUUUAUCAGGGACUGCCGAGACCGAAAUGUUCCUGAACAAUGUUUGGUUACUUUUCUGUCGAGUCAACCUUGUGAAAAGUUGUUUGGCCAAUUAAGGACAAUGGCAUCUACAAACCAAACCGUCGUAAAUUUCACCAUCAAGGAGCUUCGAGCAAAACUGAAGAGACUCCAAAUGAAGACUUGCAUUAUGCAUAAAUAUAACGGUGAAAUUAACUUUCCAUCGCUCGACAAGUUCAACAACGCUCACCCUACACAAGUUCUGCCAAAUGAUAUCGAGAUCACAAAUGAAGUUUCGAAGGCUGAGCUCACCGCGCGACAGAUGCUGCAGAGUCUUGGUUUGAGUGACGGAGAAAUUGAUUUCACAGACUCACUUAACUUGAGAUCAAAAAAUCGACCAAACCAACCAACCGAGUUUGAAUUCGUGAACGCCGACUCUCAUAACGACGAAUUUAGUGAUUUGGAAGAAGAAGAACACGAUGAUGAUGAUCCAGAAAUUGUCGGAAAGUCAACCCAAACUCAAUCGUCGGAAAGUGCAGAUGAUGAAUUUGAUUUUUCUGACACACUGGAGUUUGUGCAGGUGCAACAGGAGUUUGAUGAGAGAUUGGAAGAGCCUAUCUACGCCAUCGAGGACCUAUUUGACACAAGCGAAGAAUUAACCUUGAAAAGUACCAGCGCUGGUGACAAGCAUGUAUUUAAAAUAAGGGAUUCGACGGGACAUGUAAAACAUAUUAAAAAAUCUACAUUUUUGUGGAUGGUAGCUCCAGGACGACAAAUUCUGUCUGUGGACAGAAAUCAAAGAUUCAGGCAAAAAUAAAAUGAAAUCUUUUCAAAUGGUCAGACGCACUGGUUGAAUAUUUAAAGUACAAUACUGCAUUAUUACAACUUCCAUUACUAACCUCACUGUUAUGUUUGCUUAUUUUAUAAUAUCGAUUAAAACACAUACACCUGUUGAAAUCUAAAAUUUGUUUUCUUCCGGAUGUCGCCUUUAUUAAGUUUUCUUUUUUGUGUGAAUUGUUGGGAAUUAUGAAAAAACGUUUAUAAAAUUAAGUGCGUUGCAUUGCUACACUAUACAUUCGCCGGUUGAUCACCUUUUCGUUGGGCACUUUUUAGUUUGUACCCGUUAGUUUGACAAUCUCAAACUUGAAAGUGACGAACUGUUAGUUUUUUCACGGAACUCACACUUAAUAUCAAACCAAACGUUUGGCAGUAAGUGUAAGCUCUGUGUAAAGAGGAUGUAAAGCUAAAAAGUGACCCCGUUCGUUUGACAGCAAUUGGUGUCAAACCAGCGGGGUUUCAGUGUAGUUGAAAAUCAGAGUUGUUGAAGUGUAUAUAACAAGUAGGGAAUAGCGUUAGUUAAAGACUAGCACAACUCAGCUCAAGGACAGCUUCUUUUGAUUUUCCGAGUGAGGCCAUGGUUUGGACGAGUUCAACUUUCAGGGCAAUCGCGACAGAGCAGCUGAUGGGUCCGAGUAGGACGUAUAGUGGCGCCCAGUUCGAAUGUACGCAGAGGGCAACACUGGCCACCUCUCUGUAGGUGACCACAGCAUGGAUCACUAGUAGAACUGCUUGCAAUCUGUUAUGGAUUCAUUUUUUCGCUCAAGGUUCGACUGCGACAAACCGUCUCGGAACUGGGGUUCUGCUCUCGGACAGCAAGUUGAAGAAGUAGUCUUAUGAGUCCAGAGUCGCGUCGAUAAUCUUAUCCAUGUCGAUCCGAAACUAUAAGAAACUUCCGGUGCGGAUUGUUCCGUCUCAGUAGCCGUCGUGACUGGAGUGUCAGAUUCUACGUAAACUUGCCACCGACUGGCGCAACAUCUGACCCACGUACUCCAUCCGACUCUCAAUGUCCGACAUUUCAGCUUGCAAAACUUGGGUACGUUGAGCCACUCGAAGGAUGCUUGUCUCCACGGCCCCAAACGUUUUUUUUUUGGCCGGAAAAUAUCCGUGGCGACAGGAUGUUCCGCUAUGGAUACUUUUGCACGGGACUCCCGGUUGGCGCGCAUCUGGUCGUUACACUAUCGCAAAGGUUUCGAACUUUUCCAGCAUACAAGAUACAUGCUCCUUUCCGACCGUAGCUGGAUGUUCUUCCCUAACGGUCGAUUCGGAACCGAACUUUUACUACUGCUACUUCCUCCGCAAGACAAGUGACCGCGGUCAACGUUGUAAUUCCCACCGCCGGAUUGAUCGUCGUUUGAAGCACAGGCUGUGCUUUGGCUCUCAAUUGUACUUGCGAAGCCACCGUAGGAUCUGUCCUGCUGACAGUAGACACUCCGAGUGUGGCCAAUCAUGCCAGGGAACCAGGCCAGAUUCUGAAAAUAACUAUCCGUGCAAGUUUAGGGUUAGCAUUUGUGAAAAAUAACUUGUCGCGACCGGCGUGACACAACUUAUUAAAUGUAAACAAACAACAAAAUGACAUUUUGCUUGUUUCGCUCUUCUCUCUUUUUUUGCUCUCUUCAAAGAGAUCACUCCUCAAAAAAUCUGAGCAACCCAGAACAAAUGGGAGCAAUUGGGAUUGGGAGGAAUCUGGAGGAAAGUAGAGCAACCGAGAAGAAUGAGCUGAAAACGGUCAAAAGCAAAAUUUCAGAGCAAACGGGAGCAAAGCAGAGAAAACGGGAGAAACCAGAGUAUCUCCCUUGCUCACUGUCUUGCCCCGAGGAAAAACCUCAUUUCACAAACCUUCUGAUACAAAUCCUUCAGCUAUUUUUAUCAUAUUUGGAUGAUUUUUUUCAUCCUUUUGCCCAUUCAAAACCGUUUCAAUCGGUUCGAAGUUGAACCGCGGCUUCUCUGGGGACACCACCUUUAUUUUACGCUUCCGUGGCGCCAUCUUUCCUUUACGGGAUCACAAAUCGGCAAAAGAAACACAAUUGAAAAAAUGCAAAAUUCUCGGGCAGAUUGAUAACCGACGCGCGACGCAACCCGAUGAUGCUUCCAAUUUUGAUUCUGGGGUUGUUUUGCUGUUUUUGCCGCUCCGUUUUGGGUUUGUCUUCUCUUUUUUGAAUGUUGUCCAUCAACUGUCAGUUGGUUCUGUUGCAGCGGUACGGGCGGACAGGGUUGGCAGAAAUCGGGUUCUGAACAGUAAUCUGUAGCAUCAUCAGACGAAGAUAAAAAUCUCGACUUAUUUUUUAAUAGGUCCUCGAUUAGGUCCUAUAAACAUAUGAAAGACAAUAGCUUAUAGGACCUUUAAAAAAAAAAAAAAACUCUGGAAAUCUGACUUUUUGCCUCGGUUAACCGUCAAUUUUUAGUUUGAAUUUGACCAACCAACAGGAUACAAUAGGGUCCUAAAGCCCUAUGUAAAUGUUUAUGUACAAUGAUAAAAGCACUAUUAAAGCAAGGUUACUCUAAGACAGGUUGGGCUGUCUUUGUAAAGUUGUAUUAGUGCGAACACGGAGGAAAAAAUAAAACGUCAGUUUUCGCAUGAAAAUUCAUUUUUCGAAAUUUUUUAUCUCCGUGCACAGUUGAAGAGGAACACUGUGACGUCACAAAGUUUGUUUUUCCUUUGAGCUAAGUGGCAGACGGGCGAUUUUGAGUUAGUUUUGAGGAAUCGGUAACGAUAUUCCGUCCCAUCUUGACUAAAAUUAUCGCAAAAUAGUCGAUAAUCGUAACGGAAGGUAAUUUGCAGCAUAAUUAUUUUAUCAGGACAUGUUUUAAUUUAAUCUUUCCU